Molecule: messenger RNA, 786 nt
Organism: Penicillium paradoxum
Lineage: Eukaryota; Fungi; Ascomycota; Eurotiomycetes; Eurotiales; Aspergillaceae
Product: fungal specific transcription factor domain-containing protein
Exons: 4
Coding region: 1-786 (261 amino acids)
Biological process (GO): positive regulation of transcription from RNA polymerase II promoter by galactose
Cellular component (GO): nucleus
Molecular function (GO): RNA polymerase II cis-regulatory region sequence-specific DNA binding; DNA-binding transcription factor activity, RNA polymerase II-specific
Source: RefSeq, a predicted model, not a curated record
AUGACAUACGGACGCCCUAGUAUGACUACCCAUCUUGAGACUAUCCCAUUGCCCGGGAUGCUUGAUUUAGAAACUCGGCAGGAUACAGAAGGACCCUCGCUGGUCUCUUUCUAUAUAUCUACGAUCGAGCUUUAUUCUAUUCUAGAUAGGAUUCUAUCCGACGUAUAUAAAGCCUGGCGGGGUAGAACUAAGGAGCCCACACAAGAGCUGAAGCAGCCCGGCCCCGGGCUUGACUUAGUUAUCCAAAUUGAGGACCAGUUGCUAAGAUACCAAGUUGGAGUACCGCCUCACUUGAACUGGUCGACUUCCUAUGCUUUGAGAUCGGAGUUUUCAAAUCACUCGACUAUUCAAAGACAGCGCAACGUUCUCCAUCUACGGCACAUCCUCCUAUAUCGACCAAUAUUCACACAGCUCUGUUUUGGUCAACAGCCCGAUGAGCUCCUUUAUACCAACCCUGAUUCGCUGCAUUCGUUCAUGCUCUUAAAAUGCGCUUCCGGAUGCAUUCAAGCGGCAAUCAACCUUAUCUCGCUUGUCCACAAAACACACAAGACAUCGACAGCGGAUACAUGGUGGUACAAUGGCUUUUAUACUUCUACUGCUGCGAUGGUUCUCAUUAUGUCUUACAAGUGUCGGGUACUAAGGGAUCUCAAAGAUACCGAUAUUGAUCUUACAUGGCAAAAGGCCGAAGCCAUCUUACAAGAUAUGGUCUCGUUUAGCAAGUCAGCCCGGAAUACACUAGGGUUCCUCCAGACCAUUCGGACCCAGUGCAAACCCUCCACUAAAUAG